AACAACCAGACCCUGAUCAUCAUACCUCCCUUUGUAAGUCAUUGAUCGGGUGCCUCUGAUACCGUGUCACUUGCCCUCGCUGACAAUCAUCCUCUUUAGCCUCCCGUGCAGUGCAAGGGAAUCUGCAACAUGAAGCACAAGUGCUACUGCUCCAAUACUGCUUUGACCCAUUGCCGUUGCCCCAGGAUUGGCUUCCCAUGCUCGUGCACACGCUACCUCGAUAGCCCAGCUGCCCGACUGGAAAGCGCGGACUCGAACACCACCUCGACCCUGAACACCACCCCGGCUCUGGACACUCGCUCGGCCUCGGAGACUGCUGAAGAAGGGUUGGACACCACCGAGGACUCGGACACCAACGAGCAGUUGAAUGCCAACGAGGAAGUGGAGAGUACCCCCGUAUCACAUCUCGCUCAAGCGCCUGCCGGGCCUUGCAAGGGUCGCUGCACUAUUCAUGGGAAGUGUAUGUGUGGAGGAUUGACCAAAUGUACUUGUCGCCACGCUGGCAAGACCUGCUCGUGCGUCAACUAAAAAAGCUGUCUUUGGAAUCGCUUCUUGGCAUGUUUGGAGGAUGCUUAGAGUGAUUAGACUUGCUUUGGAACUUUAGUGUUGUUGUUAUCGUUGUUGUUGAAGCCUUGGAACUGUGCUGUGCUGUUUCCUCUGGCAAAAGUUGUUGUUGUUAUGCGUUGCGAUCGGAUGAUGUGUCUACCAUGUUAACCUUUGUGGCAC
Messenger RNA from Aspergillus aculeatus ATCC 16872, 726 nucleotides. RefSeq lists its product as uncharacterized. The transcript has 2 exons. NCBI's taxonomy places the organism in Eukaryota, Fungi, Ascomycota, Eurotiomycetes, Eurotiales, Aspergillaceae. Bases 130 to 528 code for a protein of 132 amino acids. The record is from RefSeq and is a predicted model, not a curated record.